GGCCGGUCUGUCAUGUCAAUGCAGUGACAUGUGCAAAGGAAAUUCCCAGUGCGCGUGCAGGAWAAAGCGGGAAUGGAUCUCACGCACAAACCGCGUUCACAUUGAUACGGUGGAAUAUAAAAAUAACAUCUGAAAAAUGACGCAAUAUGCUCUUGGAGGAUCAUCGGCUCACUGUCCACAGUAGAGAGCCUUCACCUUUUCCAUCCACCGUCUGGCCAUGAUAAUGUCUCUGAAUGGCUCAUGCCCUGUCCACCUGCAGAUUCUGCUGGCAGUGGGUCUGGCAGUGUUCUGCUUCUGCCUGGUGCUGGGCUGUCUAAUGUGUUGGCGGAGAGGGAAGUAUCAUCCAYCAGAGGACAAAGAGGCUGCAMURUCCCCUUCCUCAGCCACUUGUGAACGGGUUACCGUGACCCUGACCCCCUCCUCUGGCACCUUACCCAUCAAGCAGCAGUAUGAGGAGCUAGACGGGGAUGUCCUGGACCUCCCCUCCCCCAAUAACAGCUCCUCCCCCUCUGAGGAUGACCUCACCGCCCUGCCCUUUGAACCUCGCCCCCGGUCGUCCUCCUCCGAGCUGAGGUCCUCCCCCAGGUCCUGCUUUCCCAUGCGUCGCCUCAGCACCCCGGUUGUGUCCUCCUCCUCCCACUACAAGCCUUCAGGCCAUGGCCGUGCCUCCUUGCCCUCUAUCUCCAAACUGGGCCUAGUCUCCAAGACCCGUCGGGCGCUGGAACGCCGCUGCACCGUGUCCGGUGACAACUUCCUGUACAGCGAACAGAGCCGCCUGACCAGCCCUGGCAGUGCCAUGCAGUCUCCUGGCCCUCAGGGGGAGCUGUCCCAGCCACAGUACGGCUCCAGCUCCCUAUCCAUCCCCACCAAGCCUGCUCYUCUCCUGCACUUCUCCCUGCUCUUCUCCCCGGCACGGGGCACUCUGACCACCAACAUCAUGGGCCUAUCCGGGGCGGCACGGCGGCGCAGUGGGGUGUUUGUUCGAGCCAGCCUGCCCCCGCUCUGCCCCUCACCCCAGCAGGGGGCGUCUCGGCGGCUCAGCCUCAGCCCAGAGAUACAGUGCCAGAGCCUUGUGCUACAGGUGGGCUCUGUGGAGGAGCUCCGUGCCUGCACCCUCCGGCUGGCUGUGUUCAGCAGGGACUUCUCAGGCCUGAGAGAGACAGCGCUGGGGGAGCUGGAGAUGCCUUGUGGGGAGAUGGACUGGGAGCCAGACACAACUGUCCCCUACACCAGGGAGCUCACCCCCACCAGGAGUAGGCUGAAAAAGCCUCUCCCCUCCCAGAGUAUGAGUUCCCAGGAGAUGUUGGGUCGUAGGAAGAGUUCGCUCUGUGCUGCUCCACGGGCCUUGGGUCAGCUCUUCAUUCUGCUGCAGUACCAGACACUGGCCCACCGCAUCAAGGUGAUGGUCCGCAAGGCUGAGAACCUGGCCAAACUCUCCCGGAUGCCAGGAGCAGCAGAUCACUACGUAGUCAUCAACCUGCGUCAGGAUGGGAAGGUGAUCAGUACGAAGGAGACCAAAGGGGCGGGAGGACACAACGCUGUGUGGAACGCUCCCUUUCUCUUUGACCUGCCUGUUGGUGACAUCACUCAGCUGCCUCUUGCUCUGGAGUUCAUCAUCAUGCAGGGGCGGCUCUACACGAAGAGCAGCAUGCUGGGCCGUGUGUUGAUUGGCUGCGAGGCCCCAGAGGCAGGACAGGGACACUGGAGGGACAUGUGCAGUCAGGGACAGGUGGAGACAGCGCACUGGCACCCCAUCACACCAGAAGUCUUUUAGGACUUUAUAGCUGACCUUAUGGAGGUGUCAGGAGGGUCAGGACGUUGCUGGAGAGAGGACAGGGGAUAGAGGGCUUGCCAGACCUCUACCUGUGUCAGGUUGUCAGGACGUUGCU
This is a messenger RNA of Salvelinus sp. IW2-2015, 1889 nucleotides long. Its product is annotated as synaptotagmin-5. Gene Ontology annotation, molecular function: SNARE binding; clathrin binding; phosphatidylserine binding. Gene Ontology annotation, cellular component: synapse; exocytic vesicle; axon. NCBI's taxonomy places the organism in Eukaryota, Metazoa, Chordata, Actinopteri, Salmoniformes, Salmonidae. The record is from RefSeq and is a predicted model, not a curated record. Gene Ontology annotation, biological process: calcium ion-regulated exocytosis of neurotransmitter; cellular response to calcium ion; regulation of dopamine secretion.